Messenger RNA from Hemicordylus capensis (graceful crag lizard), 5351 nucleotides. Its product is annotated as zinc finger protein with KRAB and SCAN domains 7-like. Gene Ontology annotation, molecular function: RNA polymerase II cis-regulatory region sequence-specific DNA binding; DNA-binding transcription factor activity, RNA polymerase II-specific. Bases 613 to 2205 code for a protein of 530 amino acids. Gene Ontology annotation, biological process: regulation of transcription by RNA polymerase II. The record is from RefSeq and is a predicted model, not a curated record. The transcript is spliced from 8 exons. NCBI's taxonomy places the organism in Eukaryota, Metazoa, Chordata, Lepidosauria, Squamata, Cordylidae.
GUCAAUAGGGGGUACCAUCGAGCCGCAGCCGAAAAGGAGAGCAGGAGAAAACAACGGAAAAGGCCGGGCGCCCUUGCAGGAAGGAAGCUGCUGAUCGAGGCAAGGCGCUGCGGAGAGAUUCCCGGCGCCCGCUAAGCGCAAGCGCUUCCCAGUCUGCCGCCGCAGCCAGCCGUCCAGGGUGGGCGUCCCGAAGGCACCCAGGAGGGACUCCCCUUGAACUGGCCCGGACAGAGCCCCGCCGCGCGCAGCUGAUCCGACCGCAAGAAGUGAGUGGAUGGAAACCGAGACAGAAUGUCGCCUCGCUUCUUCCGGAAAAAACACGCCUUGCAAUUCAGGAAUACCUCCAAGGGAUGGUCUUGAACUACUGCUGGAGAUCUGAAAAUUACAGUGCUUUUCAUUUUCAUCAAGUAAACCUCACCAACCCUGAAUCAUAUUCGUGGAAUGCUAUAGUAAUUCCAGCCAAGAAGGCCAAAGUGGAAUAAUUUCCUUCUCUGUAUUUUUAGCAAGACCAGGGGUUGGAGAGAAAAGCUGUUUGCCUAGGACCAAUUUCCCAGAACUGUCACCCCUAACACUCUGGUUGACUCUUCUCUGGCAGAGCCAGGAGAGAAAGUGAUGGAGCAAAAAUCUCUAAGUCCAAAGCUAGAAGAGGGACUGGAAGGAGCUGGAAAAGCUACAAAUGCAACUCAGCCUCUACUCAGGACAGAGCAACGUGGAUGGAGAGCAUCACGAGAGGGCAAACGGGAAUCCCGCAAGAGGAUGCAAGAGCGCUGGGAAGCCCAAUGGCAGGAAUUUCUGAAGACUCUGCAAGCUCCUCACUUGACAUGGCGGGAGCCCCAGCCGUUGGAGACCACGCCAUGGGAAGAUACCAAGGCCUUUCUGGCCUCCUUUGAGCAAGUUGCCAAAGCCUGUCGGUGGCCUAGAGGAGAGUGGGCAGCCCGACUCCUGCCAGCCCUUAGCGGAGAGGCAGAAGAGGCCUUCAGCCUCCUAGAAGCUAGAGAUAAGGAGGACUAUGAGAAAGUGAAGGCCGCCAUCUUGAGAGGGGAUGCCAUGAGAAGGGAGACACAGCGCCAGCACUUCAGGCAGUUCUGCUGCCAACAGGUUGAAGAACCAUGGAGGGUUUACAGCCAGCUGCAGGAGCUUUGCUGCCAGUGGCUGAAGCCAGAGAAGCACACGAAGGAGCAGAUCCUGGAGCUGCUGAUCCUGGAGCAGUUCCUGGCCAGCCUGCCAGUAGAAAUCCAGAGCUGGAUCCGAGCAGGAGGGCCAGACAGCUGUUCCCAGGCUGUGGCCCUGGCAGAGGAUUUCCUGAUGAGCCAGAGAGAGGCAGUGUCAGGGAAAUGGCAGGGGCCGUCACAGGAGGGGUGUGUGAGUUCUCUGGAGGCGAAGGAGGAACCCUCGGAGACGGCCUUGGGACAGAGCUACAAAGAAGCCAAGCCGAGCAGUGGUGGGGAGGUCAAUUUACUGGACAGUGGAAUCAAAUGCCCAAGUGAUUCCAGUCCAGUGCUUCCUCCAGAAGAACAGGAAAUGGCCAGUGCUGGGUUGACUGAGGAACUCCUGAAUUUCAAGGAGGCAGACAUGUCUUUGCACAUGGCCGAACAGACUCGGGCACAACCUGGCCAACGGACCAUGUUCUGGCAAAUUCUGCAGGAAGAUCAUGAGAACCUGGAUUCUUUGGAGGGACUUUUGAUUCCCAAACCUGGCCUCACCUCCAACUCGGAAAAAGAAGAAAUGUUCCACCUGUUGUCUGUCGGAUGUGAGAGACUCUCGGGCCAUGAUUCAGUAACGGAAUCAGUUUCCUGUUUGGCUUCAACAUGUUCCAUGCACAGUCCAACAGAAAGUAGUCAGUCUUCUAUAUUUGACCACCAGUUACAAGACCAUAGCCAUUAUUCUGCAGUGAACUACAGUAGGCCUAGGUUUAUUGCUGCAGGUUAUGGAGUUAUGCCACUUCCUCCUGCUGAAAAGCAGAGGCAGUACCGCCAAAGAUUGAAAGAAAGAACCUGUUAUGAAGAGGUCAAAAAGAAGGACCGUGAACGCAAGGCAGCUAGUAUGAAAAGGAUGACUCCAGACCAAAUGAAGCACUUCAGAGAGUGUCACAGACAGGCUCAGAGAAGAUACAAGGACAGACUUAAAAAGAGAAAUCUCCCUUCAGCAGAGACCGUGGACUGUCAAUCAGCUGAUAGAAGAUGCUCUGUACAUUUAAAACAAUAAAACAGGCAGCCCUCAAAAACGGAAUAAAGUUGUUACAGUUUGGGCUGAGAGAAUGGCCCUUCUUCUAUUGCGCUGCAAGAAAAUAAAGCCUCACUCCAGCCAAGUUUCACACGCUGUUGUAAAACCAAUUGAGGAAUUUUACCAAAGGCUGGACAUAUCCUGACAAGUCCUAGGGCGGUGUCCUUAAUUGCUAGGCCUGGGAGCCAGUGGCGGCUCCCAGACCAGCUUAUUUCAUUUCUAUUUAUUUAUUUAUUUAUUUAUAUCCCACACCUCCAGUAGGAUACUGCUUGGGGGAAGCUCACAAAGACAAUACAAUAGAUGGAAUGAUAGCAAUAGCAAUAGCACUUACAUUUAUAUACCGCUCUAUAGCCGAAGCUCUCUAAGCGGUUUACAAUGAUUUAGCAUAUUGCCCCCAACAUUCUGGGUACUCAUUUUACCGACCUCGGAAGGAUGGAAGGCUGAGUCAACCUUGAGCCCCUGGUCAGGAUUGAACUUGUAACCUUCUGGUUACAGAGCGGCAGUUUUACCACUGCGCCACCAGGGGCUCUUAAUGAUCCACCGUUCACUUUGAUGAUCCACCGUUCAUAAAAUUCAGUUAACAAUAGAGAUUAAAAACUUACUGGAACAAACACAAAAUGAAAAGGCCUCUCUAAAAAGAUGGGUUAGGGUUUUUUAGGUCUUUGUGAAGUUUGGUCAAAGCCAAAUAUUCCACACAGCCCCCCACCCCCAACCUGGUAUCACGUGGAGAUGACUGUUCCAAACUCACAGUGCUAUACUUUCCCCAGAGGUGAUGGGGGGGGGUCCUUUAAAGGAAACACUGCCAUAUUAAUCCCCAGCACCAUCUUGGGAGUUACGUACAGAGUGCUGGAGAAAGCAGUAGGGAGGAACUACACUUCCCAGUGCUCUGUAUGUGCCUUUCAAGAUGGUGCUGGUGCUCUGCAAGGCUCUAUUUCUCUUAAAGGGCCUCUUUUGGCCCUGGGGAAAGUGUUGCACUCAGCACAGUAGGAAAUGAUUCUUGCAUUGCACAUGCACACACCCCGCCUUUAUUUCAUUUUAAUUUUUUUGCCCAAAUGGUCCCUGUUUAAGACUUAGUGAAGAUCACUACCCUGGGGCGAAGAAAGCCAUGUUGUCAUUCAUACUGGUACUGUGUACAAAAGUACUACCUCCUGAUGGCCUUCUGUGAAGUCUCCUUCUUGAGGAAAACAAAUUAGCUUUUUAAAUGUGAAUUCAGGUCUACAUCUGUGUGCUUAACAAGCCAGUUUGCCCAAGUAGCAUGCACGUGUGUCUGUCAUGAGAACACAGCACCAGUUUUUCCAGAUGCAGUAUCUCAAAGUCGAUUGAUGUUUUAAUGUUAAUGAAGUUUUAAAUGUUAAAUUAAUGCUAAUAAGUAGAUGUGCUUCAGGACAUCUCCUUUUCUUUCUGUUAAUGAUUUACCUUGAUAGCUAGCAAGCAAUACUGCAAACUGAUUCUGUUACCACACAAGAGCCCUGUUCAGACACUUAAAUCAAAAGCCUCCCAAUACACUUGCAAUGCCAUCACUCACUCACUUCUCCUCAUUGCUUAUGGUUACAGUAGCAUCUGCAGAGGAAAAAGCUGUAACUGUGAUGGGAAGUGCUUUCAUGAUGAGCAGCCUGGGUCAAUCCAUGGCAGCAUUUCUCUUAAAGCAGGCCUGCUCAACUUAGGCCCUCUUGCAGAUGUUGGCCUACAACUCCCGUAAUCCCUGGCUAUUGGCUACUAUGGCUAGAGAUUAAGGGAGUUGUAGUCCAAAAACAGCUGGGGGGCCUAAAUUGAGCAGGCCUGCUUUAAAGAUCAUGGAAGCACCUGCCAUCACGAUUACAGUGUUUCCCUUUGCAGACUAACACUUAUGUAACUGUGAGCAGUGGUGUGGACAGGGUAAGUGACACACCAGUGGGGCAUUUGACACCGUAAGCAUAUUGGGAGGCUGAUUAAAGUGAUUCCAUUAUCUGUAUGUUUCUCCAUUAAAAUAUGGAGAGAGAAACCCUGAACAUUGGUCACAGUUUACAAGAAAACAUAGUCCCCUAUCAGAGCAUGCACUGGGCUGAAUUUGCAUCUCACUCACUACAUAUAGAAACGAAUGCCCAAAAAUGAUUAUUCUUUUAUUUUGGACACUAAUAUUAAAGGUUUGGUUUUUUUAAAGGCCUUAUGGUAAGAAAUAUUCUCUUGCUAGUGCAUAUAUAUCAGCUUAAUUUGCUCAUUGUUAUAAUCACUGGAAAAAGUACUGACACAGGUGAUUCUGCUAUCCGUUAGACUUGUCCAGUAUAAGAGGAUCUUGGGGGAUACUAGUCUGGGAAGACACCUCUGCCUCUUUGUCCUCUCCCAAGAAUACAUAGCAGAGGUUGUUCUAAUUUUCCUGUAACUAGUAGAAAGCGUGUCCCUGAGGGUCGCAUAACCCUCUGGGACAUACUGUAUUUUUGUUAAAAAGCACUUCUGCAAAAGGAAGAGGGUGAUGAAAAUCCCCCUUCUCCCACAUAGCAUGAUUCCGGAUUACACUGCAGUGUAAUCCAGAAUCGCCUCUAAACACUGUAGAGGUGUUUUGCACACAGCACCUCCAUACUGUUGGUGAGGAUGCUGGCCAAGUUACCAAGAAAAUGUGGAAUUUGGCCCAAUGGAAGUUUUGUUAAAUGAUCUGUGUGGGAAUAUUCUAUUACUGAUUUUUCCCCACCAGAAUCUAGUAGCAGCUAGGAUUGUCUAUGCCAUAUAUUUAAAAAUUAUAUACAAUUCCAGCCAUGAAAGAAUAGCUGUUUAACAUCUUAGAAAUCGCUGUUAUGGGUGCAUUGAUAGAUAAUGCCUAUGGUUGGAAUGGGAUCCACUCCUAGAGAUUGCCCAGGAGGCAACGGCACAUGGAGCAGGGCCUCAAAUUUACAAUGGAGUGUGAGAGGAGAUCCAUAUGGAGGAGUACAGUCCUUAAGUUUGCAUGUUCCAAGCUAUUUAGGGAAUUUGUGUUUGUGUUUUUAAAUUUGAAUGCAAAGGGUGGUGGUGUAAAUCUGUCAAGUAAUCUUUUUUUGGAAUGUCUUCAUUGCUCCAAGGAUUGUAAAAUUAUUUUGAAAUUGAGUAUAAAAAUCUUCAGCAGCUUUUGUAGUUGUCAAGCCCCUACCCCAUUCCUGCAAUAAAAAUCAGAUAUAUGA